AUAUCCCUCUUAUCUUCACAAUCCUUUCACAAGUUCUAGCACCAGCUAUGAAGCCAGCAGCGACGGUCGACCGUUCAUUUUCUUUCAAGCGAGCCACCCUCAUCCUCUCCUCAUUCCUACUAGUCACGAUCAUCUGCGUCCUCUCAUCCAUGAACGAAAUCCAACUUCAAAAUCUAGUAGACAUCGGUCGAUCUUCGUUCAUCUUUAGAAAGGGAGAAUCCCAACCGCCUCCCACUCUUCGACUCCUCAUCGGAAUCAUGACAAGGGCAGAUCUCUACAGGCGCCGCGACCUGCUCCGGCUCGUCUACGGCGUACAAUCUCCAUCCAACGCGCAGGUGGAUGUGAAAUUCGUGUUAUGUAGCCUCACAAAGGAAGAUCAAAAGGUACUUGUAGCACUUGAAAUCAUGCGCUACAACGAUAUCAUCAUACUCAAUUGUACAGAGAACAUGAACAACGGUAAGACGUAUACGUACUUCUCUAGCUUGCCGGAGAUAUUAGAUCGAACGGAUGGUGAAGAUCGUCCGUAUGAUUAUGUUAUGAAAGCCGAUGAUGAUGUUUAUUUUAGACUAGAUAGAUUAGUGGACAACCUGAUUUCGCUGCCAAGGGAAGAUAUGUACUAUGGUUUUGUUAUUCCAUGUCGGGAAAUGAAUCCGAUCGGGCGAUACAUGUCGGGUAUGGGGUAUGCGCUGUCUUGGGAUUUGGUGGAGUGGAUCCGAUCUUCGGAUGUGGCGAAGAAUCACGUGGCCGGGACGGAGGAUAAGCUAGUUGGAGAGUGGCUACAUAAAGGUAACCGUGGGAAGAACAGGUAUAAUGCUAAGCCAGCUAUGUACAAUUAUCCAGCUGGUUCGGACCCAUGCGCGCAUGGGUUCGUGCCGGAUACGGUCGCGGUCCAUCGGCUUAAGGAUCAAGAGAAAUGGAUCCGGACCUUGAAAUAUUUCAACGUAACUGAUCAGCUUAAACCCUCGAAAAUGUAUCAUAUUCCUUGAUUAGAACUUGAUUAAUUUUUUUUAAAAA
This is a messenger RNA of Magnolia sinica, 1014 nucleotides long. RefSeq lists its product as uncharacterized. The coding region runs from base 48 to 986 and encodes 312 amino acids. Gene Ontology annotation, cellular component: Golgi membrane. The record is from RefSeq and is a predicted model, not a curated record. Gene Ontology annotation, molecular function: hexosyltransferase activity. Lineage: Eukaryota; Viridiplantae; Streptophyta; Magnoliopsida; Magnoliales; Magnoliaceae. The transcript has a single exon.